Molecule: messenger RNA, 2136 nt
Organism: Tetranychus urticae (two-spotted spider mite)
Lineage: Eukaryota; Metazoa; Arthropoda; Arachnida; Trombidiformes; Tetranychidae
Gene: blw
Product: ATP synthase subunit alpha blw, mitochondrial
Biological process (GO): proton motive force-driven ATP synthesis; proton transmembrane transport
Molecular function (GO): ATP binding; ADP binding; proton-transporting ATP synthase activity, rotational mechanism
Source: RefSeq, a predicted model, not a curated record
CUCUGCUGGAAGAAGACAAACAUUUACUAUCUAGAAGUCGGUCUUCUACAAAUUAUUUCAAUUAGGAUUUUGGUAAACUCAACUAUCCGGUCUCUAUUUAAAUUAUCAAAGCAUUGUUCAUUGAUUUGUUUCUUUUGCCCUUGACUCAAAGACAACAUGGCAAUGAGUGCUCUUGCUACCAAGUUUGGUCCUACUUUUAAUAUCGCUAAAAAUGCAUCAUCUAAAUUAUCGAUUAAGCAGAUGUUGAAACUCAAUGGAGCCACUAGUGUACAGGCUUUCAGAUGCAUCAGCAGUUCUUCACCUAGAAAAGCUGUCUCUUCUGAAGUUUCAGCUAUUUUAGAGGAAAGAAUUCUCGGUAAAACAUCUUCUGUUGAUCUAGAAGAGACCGGUCGAGUUUUAAGCAUCGGAGAUGGUAUCGCUCGUGUAUAUGGUCUUAAGAACAUUCAAGCCGAAGAGAUGGUUGAAUUCUCUAGUGGUCUUAAGGGUAUGGCUCUCAAUUUGGAGCCAGACAACGUAGGUAUUGUCGUUUUCGGUAAUGACAAACUUAUUAAGGAAGGUGACAUCGUCAAAAGAACUGGUGCCAUCGUAGAUGUUCCUGUUGGUGAAGGUCUAUUAGGGCGUGUUGUUGAUGCUUUGGGUAAUCCUAUUGAUGGAAAGGGUCCAGUCAAUUGUAAACAAAGAUCUCGAGUCGGUGUUAAAGCACCAGGUAUCAUUCCUAGGAUCAGUGUAAGGGAGCCUAUGUUGAGUGGAAUCAAAGCCGUAGAUAGUUUAGUACCCGUCGGACGAGGUCAACGAGAAUUGAUCAUUGGUGAUCGUCAAACUGGUAAAACUGCCAUUGCUGUUGAUACUAUCAUCAAUCAAAAACGUUUCAAUGACGCCGAUGACAAGAAGAAGAAGCUUUUCUGUAUCUACGUUGCUAUCGGUCAAAAAAGAUCAACCGUCGCUCAAAUUGUAAAGCGAUUGACUGAUACUGGUGCUAUGAAAUACACCAUCGUUGUAGCCGCUACUGCAUCUGAUGCAGCUCCCCUUCAAUACUUGGCACCCUACUCUGGUUGCGCUAUGGGAGAAUUUUUCCGAGACAAUGGAAUGCACGCUUUAAUUAUUUAUGACGAUCUUUCCAAACAGGCUGUUGCCUACCGUCAAAUGUCUCUUCUUUUGCGAAGACCUCCUGGUCGUGAGGCUUACCCUGGUGACGUUUUCUACCUUCACUCUCGUCUUUUAGAGAGAGCUGCCAAGAUGAACGACAACUUUGGUGGUGGAUCACUCACUGCUUUGCCAGUUAUUGAGACUCAGGCUGGUGAUGUAUCUGCUUAUAUUCCUACCAAUGUCAUCUCUAUUACUGAUGGGCAAAUUUUCUUAGAAACUGAACUUUUCUACAAAGGUAUUCGACCAGCUAUUAACGUCGGUUUGUCUGUAUCUCGUGUCGGAUCUGCUGCUCAAACCAAGGCCAUGAAGCAAGUCGCUGGUUCAAUGAAACUUGAGUUAGCCCAAUACAGAGAAGUUGCUGCUUUCGCCCAAUUCGGUUCUGAUUUGGAUGCUGCUACACAACAAUUGCUUUCCAGAGGAGUCCGAUUAACCGAGCUUCUUAAACAAGGUCAAUAUGUCCCUAUGCCAAUUGAGGAUCAAGUAGCUGUUAUCUACACCGGUGUCCGAGGUUACUUGGAUAAACUUGACCCUGCCAAGAUUGGUGAAUUCGAGCGACAAUUCCUUGCUCACAUCAAAUCUCAGCACUCUGAUAUUCUUAGCGCUAUUGCCACCGAGGGUAAAAUUAGUGAUACCCUUGACGCUAAAAUGAAACAAAUUGUCACAGAUUUUAUGGCAACUUUCAACGCUUAAACUCAAAACACUUUUAUCACUUUAAUCCUGUCCUCUUCAAGUCAAUAGCUUUGAAAACUCAAUCCACACAGAGUUUAGGUUGUUUAGUAAAAGAAACGAAAAAAUCCUCAAUGGUGUAAAUCAGAGAAAUUGAAUAAAACGCUUAUACUAUGGGAUGGGAGAGUCUAUCAAAGAACUAAUCGGUCAAAGACAAUUGUAUUAUUGUAUAAUAAAAUCGUAAUCAUAUGACCAUGUCAAUGUUCUCUUCUAAUAAGUUAAAGUCAUCAGUUGCGUUGAAAUUAAAAAUGUCAUGAAUUUUAA